GCGGUCCGUCUGUCCCUCCGUGAGCCUGCCUGUCCGUGUGUCUGUGCCUCCGUCUGUGCCUCUGUCUGUCCCUCCGUAACUCUGCCUGUCCGAGUGUCUGUGCCUCCGUCUGUAACUCUGUCUGUCCCUCUGUCUGUAACUCUGUGCCUCCAUCUGUAACUCUGUCUGGCCGUCUGUCCCUCCGUCUGUAACUCUGUCCCUCGGUCUGUCCGUCCGUCUGUCCCUCCAUCUGUAACUCUGCCUGUCCGUGUGUCUGUGCCUCCGUCUGUAACUCUGUCUGUGCCUCCUUCUGUAACUCUGUCCGUCCGUCUGUUCCUCCAUCCGUAACUCUGUCCCUCCGUCUGUAACUCUGUCCCUUUGUCUCUAACUCUGUCCGUCUGUCCGUCCCUUCGUCUGUAAGUCUGUCCCUCCAUCUGUAACUAUGUCCCCCCGUCUGUAAGUCUGUUCCUCCAUCUGUAACUCUGUCCCUUUGUCUGUAACUCUGUCCCUUUGUCUGUAACUCUGUCUGUCCCUUCGUCUGUAAGUCUGUCCCUCCAUCUGUAACUCUGUCCGUCCGUCUGUCCCUCCGUCUGUAACUCUGUUCCCCCCGUCUGUAAGUCUGUCCCUCCAUCUGUAACUCUGUCCGUCCGUCUGUAAGUCUGUCCCUCCAUCUGUAACUCUGUCUGUCCGUGUGUCGGUGCCUCCGUCUGUAAGUCUGUCCCCCCGUCUGUAAGUCUGUCCCUCCGUCUGUAACUCUGUCUGUCCGUGUGUCGGUCCCUCCAUCUGUAACUCUGUCCGUGUGUCGGUCCCUCCGUCUGUAACUCUGUCUGUCCGUCUAUAACUCUGUCCGUGUGUCGGUCCCUCCGCGUGCCGGGCGGUCGCGGCCGCCGCAGGUCCCGGGAGCCGCGGGCGCAAGUCCUGGUGAUGGCAGCGAUGACAGAGACCAACCAUAUCCAUGCAGUGAUGGAAGGGCCAGAAGGAGAUGAUGCCAAGUGCAGUUUCCAUCACACAAUGUUCCUGGAACCCCAAGAGAAGAAGAAGAACAUGAAGGCUCUGCUGGUUAAGCAAGCAAAGGAAACAUGCAGCUGCACCCCGGCCAAAAUUAAAGAUUACGUUUUGGGGUUUUUCCCCAUCUUACAGUGGCUCCCUAAAUACAAACUCAGGGAGUAUCUCCUGGGGGAUUUAAUGUCUGGUGUGAUCGUGGGGGUCCUGCUGGUCCCCCAAUCCAUUGCCUACUCCCUGUUGGCAGGGCUGGAGCCCAUUUAUGGCCUUUACACCUCCUUUUUCUCCUGCAUCAUUUACUGCAUCUUCGGCACGUCCCGCCACAUCUCCGUCAGCAUCUUCGGCGUGGUGUGCCUGAUGCUGGGGCAGGUGGUGGACAGGGAGGUGGAGAGGGCUGGCUACCAGCUGGAGCCAGCUGUGCCCAGCGCCGUGCCAGGCCUGGGAGGGCUCGGGAAUGGCACCAGAAAUGGGACAGAGCUGCCCUGUGACAGGGGCUGCUACGCCAUGGCCGUGGCCGCCACCAUCACCUUCAUCUCCGGCGUGUACCAGGUGGCCAUGGGUUUCUUCCAAGUGGGCUUUGUCUCCGUCUACCUCUCGGACUCGCUGCUGAGUGGGUUUGUCACAGGGGCCUCCAUCACUGUCCUGACCUCACAAGUCAAGUACCUGCUGGGCCUGGAGCUUCCUCGGAGCGGGGGCGUCGGCUCCAUCAUCACCACCUGGAUCAACAUCUUCAGGAGCAUCCACAGGACCAACGUCUGUGACCUCAUCACCAGCUUCUUGUGCUUCCUGGUGCUCAUCCCAGGCAAGGAGCUGAACGAGCGCUUCAAAUCCAAGCUCAAGGCUCCGGUUCCGGUGGAGCUCUUUGUGGUUGUGGCAGCCACUCUGGCAUCUCACUUUGGGAAGCUGAGGGAGAACUACGGCUCCAGCAUUUCUGGGCACAUCCCCACCGGGUUUCUGCCGCCGCGCCCUCCAGUCUGGACCCUGAUCCCCAGCGUGGCGUUGGAUGCCAUCCCCAUUGCCAUCAUUGGCUUUGCCAUCACCGUGUCCCUGUCGGAGAUGUUUGCCAAGAAGCACGGCUACUCCGUGAGGGCCAACCAAGAGAUGUACGCCAUCGGCUUCUGCAACAUCAUCCCCUCCUUCUUCCACUGCUUCACAACCAGCGCAGCUCUCGCCAAGACCCUGGUCAAGGAGUCCACGGGCUGUAGGACCCAGGUGUCCGGCAUGGUGACCAGCCUGGUGAUCCUCCUGGUCCUCCUGGUGAUCGCGCCUUUGUUUUACUCGCUGCAGAAGUGCGUCCUCGCCGUCAUAACCAUCGCCAGCCUCCGCGGGGCCCUGCGCAAGUUCAGGGACCUGCCCAAGAUGUGGCACCUGAGCAGGGUGGACACGGUGAUCUGGGGGGUCACCAUGGCGGCCACGGCGCUCAUCAGCACCGAGAUCGGGCUCCUGGUGGGGGUUUGCUUCUCCAUGCUCUGCGUCAUCUUCCGCACGCAGCGGCCGGAGGCGCCGCUGCUGGGCUGGGUGGCCGAGUCGGAGACCUACGAGUCCCUCUCCGCCUACAAGAACCUGCAAACCAAGCCUGGGGUCGUGGUGCUCCGCUUUGAGGCCCCCAUCUACUACAUCAACAAGGAGUGCUUCAAAUCCACCCUCUACAAGCAAACCGGGGUUAACCCCGUGUGGGUGAAGGCUGCCAAGAAGAAAGCAGAGAAAAGGAUGCUGAAGGAGAAGGAGGUUGAGUCUGGGGCCAAGCAGAGCAGCAUCCCCAGGGAUUUUGGGUCGGAUCCUGCGGGGUUUCACACCAUAGUGAUCGACUGCUGCGCCGUGCAGUUCCUGGACACGGCCGGGAUCCGCGCGCUCAAGGAGGUCUGCAAGGACUACGGGGACAUCGGGGUCCAGGUGCUGCUGGCCCAGUGCAGCCCUUCCGUCAGGAGCUCCCUGCUCCGAGGGGAGCUCUUCAAGCAGGGGGAGGACCACCUGCUCUUCCACAGCGUGCACCAGGCCGUGGACUUUGCCCUGGGCACGCACGGCGCUUCCAAGAACUAGCGUGGAAAGAGAGAGAGAUUGGAACGUGUCGUGUGUCUGUGGGGCUGAUCCGUGCGUGCUCAGGUAGCGGGCCAGGG
This is a messenger RNA of Lonchura striata (white-rumped munia), 3098 nucleotides long. It is a transcript of the gene SLC26A2, whose product is annotated as solute carrier family 26 member 2. Gene Ontology annotation, molecular function: secondary active sulfate transmembrane transporter activity. Gene Ontology annotation, biological process: sulfate transmembrane transport. Gene Ontology annotation, cellular component: membrane. The record is from RefSeq and is a predicted model, not a curated record. NCBI's taxonomy places the organism in Eukaryota, Metazoa, Chordata, Aves, Passeriformes, Estrildidae.